UUUUGGUAUUUCCACGAUUUUCUGGAUACGACAACGUGACCUUCAACAGCUACACAGCGAUACUGCUCGCCGGAAGUCGCGGCUCAUGAGGGACGUAAUGCAUCUGCAGAUGUGUGGUCUCUCGGCUGCGUGUUCUUAGAGAUGCUAUCAGCUCUACAGACCAAAGACUUGAGUUGGGCAAAGGUGUUGAAGGGUUGAGAUGUUGAUUUAUCCUCUGAGCUAUUGGCUGGAAUCGAUCGGGACUAUAUAGUAGAAGGCAAUAGCUCUCAAGAUCAAUCAAUCGUCUCGACACUUCCACAGUUCUGGACCUGGAACGCCCUCAACGUAACUUACUACUCUAUCUUCUUCUUUACAUGACCAACUAUGCAACCAGUUAUAGCGUUUUGCAUCCUACAGCAAUUGAGAGUCUUUCACGGUUGUAUCACCCAUUUAUAUGCGGCAAAACCUAUCAGGGAUCACGAGAGAAGAAAAUAUUAAUGUUUCUGAUCGAAAACGUGAACUGCAUUUUGGCAGAAUUGCUUGGAGCCGAACAGGAUGGUGAUGCAAGACAGAAAUUAGUUAAGAGAGUAGCGUUAGAAAAGCAGAAAAGAACAGAGGAAGGGGAGCGGCUCAGGAACCAGAGACCAGAGAAGAAAGAAGAAGAGCGACUGGGGACAAAGAGAGCAGGGGAACUGAAAUCAAAUCAACUAGUGCUAGGAGAGCAAUCGUGGAAACAGACAGAAGAGAAAGAGAAGGAACAGCAACCGUGGGAACAGAGAGCAGACAAAAAGAAAGAAGAGCAAUUGAGAAGACAGAAAGCUAUGGCAAAACCCUCAUUCGUCGGAAGGAUUCGGGAGAGGUUCCUUUGAUACCUCAUCACUACAGUAAAUCAGAAGCAGGACUAAGAACCUAGGCCCGAUAAUCUAGAAAUUCCGACUUUAUGCUCAAAUGUCGUUAGAA
This is a messenger RNA of Macroventuria anomochaeta, 939 nucleotides long. RefSeq lists its product as uncharacterized. The transcript has a single exon. The record is from RefSeq and is a predicted model, not a curated record. NCBI's taxonomy places the organism in Eukaryota, Fungi, Ascomycota, Dothideomycetes, Pleosporales, Didymellaceae. The coding region runs from base 354 to 848 and encodes 164 amino acids.